ACCCGUCUGAACCCGCGCGCAUCACAUCAGAGGAGAGACGAGUUCGGCGCAGCAGUGCAGGCCCAGGUGCAGGACGCCUUCGGAACCCGCGCGGCCGAGAUGUACGAGAUCCAGGGGCUCGCGACGGCCCCAAAGGCGCAGGGCCGUGGCUACGGCAAGGCGCUGGUCAAGACGAUCACGGACAUGGCCGACGCGGAGGGGCGCGAUGUGUGGGUGAUCACGUCUGACGCACGGCCGUUCUACGAGCUGCAGGGGUUCAGCGUGGUGCGGACUGCGUUCAUUGGUGCGAAUAACCCAGCUUGGAACCGCGCUCCGGUGGUUGUAUCUAUCGUG
Trametes versicolor FP-101664 SS1 is the source of this 333-nucleotide messenger RNA. RefSeq lists its product as uncharacterized. The record is from RefSeq and is a predicted model, not a curated record. NCBI's taxonomy places the organism in Eukaryota, Fungi, Basidiomycota, Agaricomycetes, Polyporales, Polyporaceae. Gene Ontology annotation, molecular function: acyltransferase activity, transferring groups other than amino-acyl groups. The transcript is spliced from 2 exons. The annotation marks the transcript as partial.